Molecule: messenger RNA, 1446 nt
Organism: Melanotaenia boesemani (Boeseman's rainbowfish)
Lineage: Eukaryota; Metazoa; Chordata; Actinopteri; Atheriniformes; Melanotaeniidae
Product: adrenodoxin-like
Exons: 4
Coding region: 380-877 (165 amino acids)
Biological process (GO): positive regulation of oxidoreductase activity; P450-containing electron transport chain
Cellular component (GO): mitochondrion
Molecular function (GO): 2 iron, 2 sulfur cluster binding
Source: RefSeq, a predicted model, not a curated record
AUUAAAAGGAACUCUACGAUUGUCCACAUAAUCUGAGUAGUGUGAUGCUGUUGCUAGUACACGCUUACUUUUGUGCUGCUAACUACAGCGUACUGCUCCACUACUCAAUCAGCUAAUUGAUUUGGAAUCCAAAGCAACAAGAAACUGCCGUUUGUUGGACGUUACGCAAUGAAGGCGACAGUGACAGAGUGACUUCUAGCAGCUAAAACAAGCUAGCCUUGCUAGCCUGCUCGGCUUGCUAAGUCAAACUAACUUCGGGGUGUCAUUCGGUUGAGGGACGCAGGAGAGCUGUGAGAAUCCAAAGAAAACGACCGCCAGUCUAGCAGCUCGUUUUAGAUUCUCAUCUCAUUUUUUUUUCAAAAACUGGUCCGUACUUGAAAUGGCUUUGGUAACAGCGUUAAGACGAGUGGGUCUAGUUAGUUUACGAGAGUAUUCGCGGAAGACCGCGGCUGUAUCUUCUGGAGCCUGGCUGACAGGUCACAGAAGUUUUACAACCGGAACACAGACCCUCAGGUCAGACAACAAGGUGACAGUCAACUUCAUCAACCGAGAUGGGGAGAAAAUCACAGUUAAAGGCUCUCCUGGAGACUCCCUGCUAGACGUGGUCAUUAACGAAGACCUGGACUUCGACGGCUUUGGAGCAUGCGAGGGAACGCUGGCGUGCUCCACGUGCCAUCUGAUCUUUGAUGAGGAGGUGUACAAGAAACUGGGACCCAUCACAGAUGAGGAGAUGGACAUGUUGGACCUAGCUUAUGGCCUGACUGACACAUCUCGUCUGGGUUGCCAGAUCUGUCUGACCAAGUCUCUGGACGGCAUGGUGGCCAGGGUUCCAGAGAGCGUAGCCGACAUCCGGCAAAGCAAAGACGGUUCGUCUUAACCGGGAGGACUCGGCUCAGAAAUGUAGACGUCUGUGUGCAUCAUGUUUGCAUGGUGGUAGGUGGAAAACUCUCGGUGCUGCUGUGGGCUUCCGCAGAACUGUCUUUUUACUUUUUAUUACCAUUAUAAAAAAGAUUAGAGUGAACUAUAAGCAGCCGUUUUCAGAGCCUUGUAACCAUCAUAUAGAUUCAAAGUAUUUGAGUUGAACUACUGUCUAGCUAAGAAACUAAUAAGCUCAUAAUCUGGUUUUUCACUCUUAAUGACUAUUUAAAAUAUAUUAUUGUCACUAUUGAUCUGAUGUUAAUUCAGAAGACAAUGUAUUGCUUCCUUUCUGAAUGUCAUGUGACUACAUGUCAUUUUCAUGCAAGUAGUCACAUCUGCUGUCUAAAUUUUUGGGAAAGAAAGCAGCUAAAACAUCUCAAGUUCUUAGAUUUUAUAAUCCCAAUGUCCCUUUUGUUAGUCAGCUUAUUGAUUCUGAUCAUGUCCUCAAUGUAACCAUUUGAUCAUGUGAUUGUACAGCACACCUGUGUAUAAAGUAAAAACAUUAGAAAUAAAAAUGUACCUUUCUAA